This is a messenger RNA of Copidosoma floridanum, 11038 nucleotides long. RefSeq names its product nucleosome-remodeling factor subunit NURF301 E(bx) (gene E(bx)). Gene Ontology annotation, cellular component: NURF complex. Gene Ontology annotation, molecular function: RNA polymerase II cis-regulatory region sequence-specific DNA binding. The record is from RefSeq and is a predicted model, not a curated record. Gene Ontology annotation, biological process: regulation of transcription by RNA polymerase II. NCBI's taxonomy places the organism in Eukaryota, Metazoa, Arthropoda, Insecta, Hymenoptera, Encyrtidae.
UUUUCUUUCAGAUUCCUCUCGUCGAGACGUCGACGCGUGCAGUAUACAGAGCUCGUCGACGGGCAAGUGCAAGUGUAGCCGCUGGUAAUACAGGCAGUCCAGCCAGCCGAGCGCUGGGAAAGCUGCCGGUACUCUGUGAUCUCCGACCUCGGCGAAGACGUCAACGCAACGGCCCUUUUGGAGAGAAGGGAUAGGGUACCUCGAUCAACUCGACGCGCAAGUGAGCAACCGAGCCGGACAUUCAUCCCCUCGAUGCUUGUCGCGCGAGGGCAGCUAUAUACCAGCGAAGAAGAAGGGUAGAAUAGAUAUCUUGUAGAGUGCAACAACACACGCAAACAAAGCUGGGCAAGUAGAAGUGCGCAGGUGCCGUGUGUGGUUGUUGGUGCCCCUCGACCCCUGUUGGCUAAUAUAUACACACAAUUGCGAGAGAAGAGAAAAAACAUCAAGCAGAGAAAAAGAAAGAGAACAAGCAACGCAAGCAUCUUGCAAUAAUAAGGUUAGGACGAGUGUGUGUGUGUGUGUGCAGUUACAAUCCCGUGCGUUGUGCAUAGCUUGCGUCAGAAUCGUUUUGACCGAGUUGGGGGCCGUUUAUAAAUAAUUUCAGGGCCUUUGGGACUCGAAAGAGCAGUUCCACCACGAGGACCGGUUAUCUGUACGUUUUUCGCGAAUUGCAAAUCUUUGCAGAUCCACCUUUUUUUUUUUUUUUUUUUUUUUUUCAUUUCGGAGCAUCGCUGCGACCCCAGCGCCAUACCCGGCAGACCUCGACAAGCUCCCCACAACAACGAGCCUCGCCAUUGGUCGAGGUCUCUCUCUCUCUUGGUGAGGACAAAGAGAGAGAUAGAGGGCCCAGGAAAUCCGCGGACGGUCCGCUUGCCCCUCGAGGCGACCUGUUGGCCGGGACCGUUUGUCGCACAAAAAGAGUACGAGGUUGAGCCCUCUAGGUGCCUCAAAUCGUGCUGAGCUCUUACACACACGCAUACACACACAAUCAGCGAAGGAGAAACAACAACGUCGUCGUCGUGCGUCUCUGUCGCGCUUACGCGAUGAUCAUUUGUGCGCGCGCGCGCUAUUUCUCUCUUCGUCUCUACAGUACUUGCUCGCGCGCCCCGAGCCGAGCGCAUCUCCAGUGUAUCUACAAGUACAACUCAGCUGUUGCGGCGGACUCGAGUGGCCCGCGGCGGGAAGAAUAACCAUCACCCAGGCCCCAGCCGACGACCACGUGACUCGGGGGGGACCCUGCUGCUCUUUUCCUAGCGCCCGCACUCUCUCACCAUCACCUCUACAACACACAUCUACACCUAGUGGAUUUUCAAUACGUAUAUGUAUAUAUAUAUAUUUUUUUUUUCGACUCAUUGCCACACAAAUAUACAGUACAUUACAGCUAGCCAAUACUCACCGACACACGCGCAACUGCACGAACGCGCGCUUAUGCUUGCGGCAGACAUGGCGCAUCACCAACAACGUAUAACGUGAACGGCUGCUGCAUGGAUGCAUCAGGCCCCCUCGUCCGUGUGUGUGCCCUCGUUGUCGUCACAGUUGUACACUGACAGUUAAGUGCGUGUGUUUCGUGUGUAUGAUAUCGGUGCGCGGUGAUAGUACGCGGGGGUGCAGGAAUUGCAGGCACUGUGUGUUGACAAGAGCGCGCCACGUGCCGAGCAAGCGAGACGGAGCAACAAAAGUUACCGGGGGGGCAGAGAGAGAAGGGAAGGAGUCGUCAGCAGAGGAGCGUUGUUAUUGUUGUUGUUUACACACGGACACAUACCUAACAUUCUAGCCCCCGGGGGUGGCGCGCGGGUGGUGCUGGUGCUAUGUCCGCGCAACGCGCGCGCGGGCGAGGAGCCCGCGCGAGAAAGUCCAUGCCCGCGGUAACCGAGCCCCGUUAUGUCGACAGGGCCAGAAGAGCCUCGGUGGCGGCGGCGUUGGCGGCAGAAGAGCAACCUGACCCGAAGAUGUCGGGGGGCCGGGGGGUCAGCAAACGCCGGGGCCGCCCACCCAAAACAGUCGUCAUGGAACGCCCCAAGAAGUUCCAGUAUCACUUGAUGAAGAAGCCCAAGUACCUGCAACAACAGCAGCUGCAGCGCGCUGACUCCGAGAGCCGGGUGGGCUCGCAGCCUAGCACGCCGACAGUUUCAAGACCGGGCACUCCACUGGAACCAACAGAAGAGACGCCGGUACUUGGGACGAGACGUAGCACACGCAGCCGGCGCUCCAAGAUCGGUACUCCGGCAGCCGUGGCCUCCAGCAGUGCGUCAGCGUCGAGAGCAGCGGCUACGCCGAGCGGAGGAGGUGGCAGGAAGAAGGGUGGAUCGGGUUACGGUCGUCGAGGCUACAACACGAGCUUGGACUACCACGACUCCGAGUACCACUAUGGCUCGGACUUUGGCGACGAGUCGGACGAGAAGAGCAACGACGACGACGACUUGUUGAUGCAGAGUGAAGAUGAGUCCUCGGAGAGCCUUGAGGAGCCCGAUCCCUCGAGCGACAGCGACUUCUCGCUUUCGAGCUUUAGUACGGCCAGUGGGACGCCCAGACGAGCGCUUCUCGGUCAGCAGCGAGCCCCUAGUCCAGAGCCUCUCUGGCUGCAGAACCGCGAGAUCCCGCAGCUCGAGUUGCCGCGCUCCUCCGACGAUCUGCUCGUGACUCGUGACCUGGUGAUGCCGUGCCUGUCGAUCUACGAGGUGCUCCGGCACUUUCGCAACCUACUCAGGCUGUCGCCCUUUAGGUUUGAGGACUUUUGCGCAGCCAUGGUCUGCGAGGACCAGAGUAAUCUCCUAAACGAGAUCCACAUAACUUUGAUCAAGGCUCUGCUGCGCGAGGAGGACUCCCAGCAGACGCACUUUGGGCCCCUCGACCAGAAAGACUCGGUGAACAUAAGUUUGUACUUUGUGGACAAUCUCACUUGGCCCGAGGCCCUCCGCUCUUACGUCGAAAGCGACAAGAGCUUUGACCAAAGCAUUUUGGGCAUCCUAUCCAACAACGAUUACCCGUUCGUUCCUAUCGAGGACAGGCUCAAAAUUUUGCAGUUCUUGACUGGACAGUUCCUGAUAACCAACCCUGUGAGGGAGGAUCUUCUCCACGAAGGAGCCAAAGAUUACGAUGACCAUUGUAGAGUCUGUCAUCGAUUAGGCGACUUGUUGUGCUGUGAGACGUGUCCAGCAGUUUUUCACUUGGAGUGUGUUGAUCCGCCGCUUCGCGAUGUACCGCCAGAAGAUUGGCAAUGUAAUAUAUGUAAAGCUCACAAAAUAACUGGCGUUAUGGACUGUUUGCCGGAUGUUGAAAAAAACGGUCUGCUGUGUAGGCAAGAACACCUAGGCUUCGACAGACACGGACGAAAGUACUGGUUUCUCGUCAGAAGGGUUUUCAUUGAAAGCGAGGAUGGAGAAAUAUGGUACUACAGUAUGCCCUCACAACUGGAAGAACUAAUGGACUCGUUGGAUCAAAAUGACAUGGAAGUAGCCUUGUUCAGAGAAUUGUCUGAUUAUAAGGAUGAAAUCGUCCGUCAAAUGGAGAUUACUGUCACCAUCACGAAUCAGUAUAAAGGCAACAAAAAAUCCUACUUGGAGGUGGAGAACAGUAUCAUUUUGAAGAUGCAGAAAGAGCGUCAAGAGAAAUUAGAGAAAGAAGAGGAAGAAAGAAAGGAAAAAGAAAAACAAGACGCCAAGGAAAUGGUUCGCAAAAUGCACGAAGAUUCAGAGUCGACGGAGCAGCCGUUUGCGACAUCUGCUCAGAUGGAAAGCACAAGCCAAGAGCCCAACGAAGAGCAAAAAUCGGAUGAAGCUAUUGACGGAGAAAAUGCAAGUGUGAACGAAGAAAACGGUAACAAGAGUAAGGUUGAGGGCGAAAGUAUGGAAACCGAUGAGCUGACGGAGGGUGUCGAUGGUAAGAAGAAUAACAUCGUGACCAGAUCGAAAACCGGAGCAUUGACACCUAGAACGUCGAACGCUAGUGAGAUAGUAAAAAAGAAGGAAGCCGGCAUCAUGCUGAAGGAGGACUCGGAGAAAAGCGAAAAAACCCUCAAGGAAGAGUCCGAGAACGCCCGUCUAACGCGUCAGAAGUCGUUGCAAAUCGCGACGGGCAUGCAUCUGUACAAACUCGGCAUGGACAACACUUUCAAGUCGUACAUUAAUCAAUUCACAACGAACCCGAUAGCGCUCAAUAAGGCACAGCGCAACGAGGAGCGCGACAAGAAGCGCCAUUUGUCGCACAAGUUUGCCCUCAGCCAAAGCGUGGACUUCAAGUGGAUCGGUAGCCUCACGGGAUCCAAGGCCCUUCUGAUCCAGACUCUGCGUCAAACUCUCCUGCAGCUCGAGAGCAGCAUCCAGGCACCGUUUAUGCACACGAAUUGGCCGGUACUGCGCAAGCCGUGGACAACUGCCGUCAGUGGUUGCCUCAAUCCGCGAGAUUUUGCGCGCGCGCUCAUCGCCCUGCAAGCUUGCAUAAAGUCGGUUGUCUUUGCAAGCGUCUGGCACGAGCAGCUCGGCCACGUAAAACUGCAGCGCGUUACUGCUUUAGAGCGCGAGGAAAAGAAGCGCCUCGACAAGAAGGAGAAAAAGGAAAAGGAGGACGAGGAAGAGCGCAACCGAUUGACGUAUAACUUUGUUAAGUAUACUCUGGGCUUGCGUCACCAGAUCUACAAACAAAAAGGUGAAGAAUACCGUGUGCAUGGUCAGUGGGGCUGGCUCUGGAUCUCGGCUAGUCGGAGGUACAAGCUUCAAGACUCUACUAAAAUGGGUCUGCGCACGGGGCCACAGAAGAUCAUGGUCCAAGUACGCGAUCAGGGUAACUUGAAGAUUUUGACGGUUGAUCCGCCUACCUACGAGUACUUAAUCAAAGAGUUUAGUUCGUCCGAAAACAUCGAUAGCUGUGACACAAUUAAGCAGGAAGUUAAGUCGGAAGAUUCCGAGGUUGAAAAGAAAAAUGAAUCGACUAAGCAGGAAAAUGAAAGUGAAGAUAACAAGGUGAGUGAAGGCAAGGACGUCAAGCCGGAAAUAAGUAACGAAAAAUCGGAGAUCAAGGAAGAGUCCCCCGCAACUAGAGUAAACUUACCAGUUUUGUCAGGUAUCAAGAUCCAAAAGGUUCUCAAGCCAGUGACGUCUUUCGAAGAGAUCGACGUAACAAAAAUCUUGACGACACCUGGCCGAGUGUUUUAUCCUAAAAUUGCUAAAAAAACACGAAUCGACGACUUCCUCGCUAGACGCACGCACUUGAAAACAUUGGAAGAACGACGACUGUUGUCCCAGUCUGAGAAACUCAAAGAGCAAGCCAGCCAAAAAGCCAUUGAUGAGUCAAAAGGGAUCACCACCGACUCAAUCGGAGGUCCAGCCGGUGAUGCAAAUUUGCAAAACAUCUUGUCGGACAACAAGCAAACGCCCAACAAAAUCGUCACUCCGGCAGUGAAGAACCUGAUCAGCGCGGCCAUGAAGCAGCGCCUGCAACAGAUCAAAGUGCAAUACUUCAAUCUGACUCGGUUACUCGAUAAGAACCCGAUUUGCUACUCACGGUACUGCAAUUCGGCAAAUAAGAGCUUGCUGAACAAAAACUCCCUGCAAAAUAUCGCCGUCAACUGCUAUUCACCGCUCUGUCUGAAGAAGAUUAAGCUCAGGCGCGAUCUUUUGAUGCUGUUGAGGAAGGUCAAUGAAUUGGGUAGCCAACAAAACGUUACCGUGACGGGACCUAUGCCAAUGGGACAAAUAGCUACUGUCAAAACAGAAACAGCUAAGGAUGGCAAAGAAAAUAUAGUCAAAAAAGAAGCGGAUUCGGCAAGCACUGAUGAAAAACCAAGCGACGCCGCCCAAAGCGAAGCAACAAUUACAUCCCAGGAUGGCGGUGGUGAUGCUCCCAGUGCUAAAAAGAUGAAAACCGAACCAGUGGAAAAGACCGAUGAUGAGGUAAAAAGUGAUCAAGUUGUUGUAACCACAAAUAAUGUAAUUACAACUACCACGGUGACAACGACCACGCAAACGAUAAAGAGUGUCGACGGUGUCGUUCAGAAUUUGCAAGAAACCACUACUUCUUGCAACUCGAUAGACGUGAAGUCUGAAGUGAAAUCAAGAACGUCACCAAAAACAAUGACAAUCGUGAAUCGAAGAGGUAGAACCGUGCAAAGGACGAUCCAGACCAAAGAGUUGACCGCCGAUGGCACGGAAAAAAUAUACUCUGCGAUUUCGACGGAAGGAAAAGUGUACUUGAAAAAAGUGACUGUUUCCCUAGCUGACAGAAAAAAGAAGCGCACGCCGGUGAAAUACCCUCUGUGCUCGACAUUCUGCACGAAAACCAAGCAUCGCAGUAUAUUGGUUCUCCCUCAGCACGAGUUGAGGAAAUUAGCGCGCGCCGGUGGCAAACAACCUGUUCAAGGAUUCCACCAUAUAGCGAAGGCAAAUAUGGCAGUGUGGCCUUACCCCUGUUCAAGGCCUCUUUUCAAGACUUGUUGGUUGUAUCGAACCGUUGGCUUGAAAUCUCUCGCAGCCGCAGCUCUUCAGCUAAGAAUAAUGUGGUCGUGUAUAAGGUGGGACGACGUUAACACAAAGCCUUUGUCGAAUGAUGGAAAACAUCAAAUCACCACUGACACGGAAAUCAUGUCCCUUGAAAUAUUAAAACACCGACACGUUGGCCAGUUUAUGGACAAGACGCAAUACCUCCGUCGUAAAGUCGUCAUUCCAUUGGAAUUGCCAAAACAAGUGAGAGAAGUAACGUCGAUACGUAGUGGCCUACGCAAGAGAAAACGACCAGAAUCGCCUCAAAGUACAGAACCUCAAGUGUCAGAAGAGUGGGUUGAUGAGGAUAAACUUGAACUGUGGGAGAUAAAACAAUAUGGUGAAAGGGUAGAAAAGGCUAAUACUCAAGUUAUUACUAGGAGUAGAUCCGGACCACAGACCGUUAUAUUAAACAGUAAUAAAAAUGCUGCGGGAGAUCAACUUGUCAGUGGCAAAGUCUCUGCAGAAGAAAUCAAAGAAAAGAUGGAGCAACAACUCAAAAUACAACGAGCAGCUCAUCAACAGAAACGAGCAUUGGAAAAUCUGAAAAAUCCAGGUACCCCUGGUUCUCAACUUGUGAAAGUUACUACCAAUUCUAAUCAAGAAGGUACCGUAAAACUGGUAACCAAAGUUGCCAUGCCUACGAAUUCUAAUACACCACAAGGUAAAACUCAGUUGACUUCAAUUUUGACUACACCAAAUCAAAACAAGUUUAUCGGCACUAGACGAAUUUACAUGACCAAAGCAGCGGACGGAACAACUAGAGUAAUUACGGGACCGACAAGCAUACUGCCGAAAACUAACCAGCAAGGACAAACGCCCAAUCACCCGAUGCUUGCAAAAGCCACUGCGACUCCGAGUACGCCUGUCCCAGCUGCUCCACAAAAAGUUCAAAUAUUGCGAGGUCCGGACGGCAAACUGCAAGUUCGGGGUCUCAUGCCUGGCCAGCAGCUGGUUCAAAUGCCGGAUGGCAAAUUGCACGUCCUCAAUACCAGUCAGACAGUCUCACCGAGCCCAAGCCCGCAGCAAGCGGUAGCCGCUGUAAAUACGCCGGUCAGUAGCGGCCCGGCUACUCCAACAAUUGUGAAAACAACGAAUCCUAAGAUUGUGGCGAAUAUUAUCAAGGCAGCAACCUCGACGACACCGACAACUGUGACGAAAAUGGUGACUCCAAUGAAAACGACGAACCAACAGUUGGAUCAGAUGAAGCUCAAACCAACUGCUGUGCAGUUGCAGCAAGUCAUGCCAGCGGGGCAAAAGGUUAAAGCUGCUAUUGUCAACUCUGGCGGGAUCGUCACGACUCCCGUAGCUCCCAAAAAUACAUUCGUCAUUGCUAAUACUGGCCAGCUCGUACAGGGCACGCAAAUUCUUUCUCCUGGUCAGAUGAUUGCCACGAAUCAAAUAGUAGUCAACAAUCCAGCUUUGGCACAGCAAUUAGCGUCUGGUAAAGCCCAACUGGCUACUAUAAAUGGUCAGCAAGUUUUAUUGCGUAAUGCAACCGCGGCAAAUCUGGUUCAGAUAAACCCAAGUAAUACUGGUAUACUUGUAAAAAAUGCCAUUACUCCAGUUAAGACUCAAACAGUGACAACAGUUCAACAUCAAACUCCAGCUACUCCACCAUCGAUGCCUGCGUUAACUAGCACUGGAACGACAACCAACAAUGCAAUAACAAAUACACCAACUCCUGUGUCUGGAACAUUUAAUGCAUCUGCAAGCUCGCCAAGCACACUCAGUGCACCCAGCACGCCUAACGCGCUUGCUACUGAAGCCACAACCCCUACACCUCCGUCUCCGGUAUCGACAACGACGACUAGUCCGGUAGUAGCUGCUACAACAACACCGAGCAGUCCAGAAGUUCCUCCUCAGCUAGUCGGCCAACCACCGGGAACAGAGUUGAAGACGGUUAUCGCUCAGGUCAUCCAAACAGCCGAGGGUCCGCGCAUAGUGCUCCAUGGCUUGCAGUCAAGCAACUUCACGCCUAGCCAGCUGGCUCUGGUGCACCAGCAAGUCAAGCAACAGCUGGUCAAAGCUCAGGAGGCUGCUGGCAGGCAAGGUGUUCUUGGACCUACAAAGAUUUAUUUAACGGUUCAACCUGCUGCGGCGGCUCAAGCUCAGCAGGAACAGCAGCAACAACAACCACAGGAGCAACAGCAGAAACAAAAAGAAACGGUGAAGAGUCCAACUGCGACACCGAUUAAGCAGGAGUCUUCCAUGGUACCGAUUAUCAAGCAGGAACCUGAGGCAACUCCGACUCCUCUUGUCAAUGCAGCGGACGUCAAGACUGAGGUCAAAGUGAAAAUAGAACCAAAGAGUGAAUCACCAGAAAAAAGCGUUCAGUCACCUCAAAAGACAAAAGUUCUUGUUCAACAAGUGCAAAGAGGAGCCCAACCAGCAGCUGCAGCUGCUGCAAAGACGCUAGACGAGUCUCAGAAAAGCAGCAUUGCUAAUGGACAACAGCCAGCUCUGGCGACCAAGGAAUCUAAAAAAUCGCCUGAAAAAUUCGAAGUCACUACAGAAUACAUUCAACAAAGCAUAAAGUACGCGCUGAAACACGAAAGUCUUAAUCCAGAAAUGGAAGAAAAACUGCUGCAGCUGCAAAGGUAUCACGAAAAACAGAGCAAGGGCUCGGAAGGCACGAUAAUGACCGUCCAGACUCCCAACUCGGCCACGCCCACGGCUGUUCGACCUCCAGCUCGCAAACGGCCUAUGCCCCCGUUGACGACACCAGCUGCCGCUCACAACGCUAGCAUCAACAAAGAUGACAAAAGUUGGAUGGGCGAGACGCCCAAGAGGAAACCACCACCCAGGCCGGAACCACGCGACGUGGUGUCAAGGUCACACGUGGAUGACAAGAACAAUCGCGCCAACAAGAUCAAAAGUGCACAGAUGCACUCAAAAAUGCAAGUUCUUUUGUUCAGGCAUAAAGAACUCUUGAAAAAAGAUAUACUCAAGCGAAGAGCCAUGCUUGAAAAAGAUCUUCAAGUCGAUGUUCAGAAAGACCUAUCGGCCGAGAUCGCUAACAGAACAAAAGCGGAGAGGCACAAGCAGGACGAGGUUAAAGUGGGCAGUGCUAAGCGUAAGGCGAAUGCCCAACCUGCACAGCAAAUCACUUCGCCGAACAAAAGUAGACCAAAGAAACAUAAGAGCCAUGGUCACCCGCUAGUUGUGGGCUCGUCUGGGACUCCCAGAAUCAAAAAGGAAAAACUAUAUUGUCUCUGCAGGACGCCUUACGACGAAACUAAAUUUUAUGUUGGCUGUGACCUGUGUAACAAUUGGUUCCACGGAGAUUGCGUGGAAAUAACCGAGGAAAUGAGUAAAACUAUGUCAGAAUUCGUUUGUACCGAGUGUCGACACGCACGUGAUACUCAAGAAUUAUAUUGUCUAUGCAAACAACCUUAUGAUGAAUCUCAAUUUUAUAUUUGCUGUGACAAGUGCCAGGAUUGGUUCCACGGCAGAUGUGUGGGUAUUCUUCAAUCAGAAGCUGACAAUAUCGAUGAAUAUGUGUGUCCUAACUGUCAGCGAAAUUCUUCUGUCAAUUUCGCUAAUAUGAAAAAUCUUAAUGCGAAAGACCUUGAACUACUAAAAAAAUUGAUAAAACAAAUACAGUUACAUAAAAGUGCUUGGCCAUUCAUGGAACCAGUAGACCCUAAUGAAGCACCAGACUAUUAUAAAGUCAUCAAAGAACCAAUGGAUCUUCAAACCAUCGAACUUAGAAUAAACGAUAGAUCUUAUAAGAAACUUAGCGAGUUUAUAGGUGAUAUGACAAAGAUAUUUGACAAUUGUCGUUAUUACAAUCCCAAAGAGUCGCCCUUCUUUAAAUGUGCAGAAUCUUUGGAAACUUAUUUUGUAAAUAAGAUUAAAUGUUUAAGAGAAAAGUUCUCGGAAGGGAAGUGAAACUAAACAUAAACUAAAAAAAGUGUCUAUGUUGUAAUUAUCAAGUUAUGUCUUGAAGUGAUGAAGAAAAUAGGUUAAAGUAAAGGGCAGAAAUGUUCUGGUGUAGGAUGCCAUCAUCUUUUAUUCAAUGAAUUUGACACAAUAAACGAAGAGAACAUUGUGUCAAAAAUUUUAUGAAGAUGGUAUGUUGUCGAUGUUUAAGAGAUAAUUUUUCAGACAAAAGAUGUGCACUUUCAGACGUAAAAGUAAUAAACUUCUAUUUAUUUUAAUUAUUAAAAGUACAAAAUUAGAUUAUGGUUAAAAAAAAUUUUAUUUCAUUCACAUCUGAUCUUUUGUAAAAAAACAGACAGUCCUACUCGUUACAGCAAUCUAAUUAAAAUAUUAAAAACAACUACAUUGCAUUGUAAAAUAAUCAAAUUUUAAUAGAGAUUGAUAAAUAUUUGUUAUAUUUUAGUUAUUUUUUAAAAGUAAUUAUACAGCAUCAAAAUAAAUUGUAUGUACAAUUUCAUUCGAGUAUGAUACAUGCUUUUGUAAAAUAUAAUAAAUAUUAGUCGGAAAGCACUUUAUGUUGGAAAAUUCGUUUAUGUAAAACGGAAACGAGUGCGGUUGUAUGAAUACUUGAGAUAAAUUUUUUACUUUCUAAAUUAAAUUUUUGAAAAAUGAAAAAAUAU